AUGGCCGUCGAGCGCAUCGGAUCCAUCAUCAAGCACCUGGCCCCCGGGUCGGCGCUGAACAACAUCCAGUCCAAGAAUGCCGACGACAUCGUCAUCACGCUCGCCAUUCGCACGCCCCUCUGCAAGGCCAAGAAGGGUGGCUUCAAGGACACCAGCCUCGAGUACAUGGUGUAUGCCCUGCUGAAGGAGGUCCGCCUCCGCAGCAACCUGGACCCCGCCCUCGUUGAGGACAUUGCGCUCGGAAAUGUCUCGGACGGCAAGGCCGCGUACAAGGCUCGUGCCGCCGCCCUCGCCGCCGGCUUCCCCAACACUGCCGGCGCCUACUCCGUGAACCGCUUCUGCUCCUCGGGCCUGAAGGCGACUGCCGACAUUGCCCACUCCAUCUCCAACGGCUCCAUCGAGGUCGGCAUCGCCUGCGGCGCCGAGAGCAUGUCCCAGGGCGGCGACCGCCUCGAGAAGCCCUUCGACGAGGCCGUCAUUGCCCAGAGCCAGGAGGCCGCCGACUGCAUGCAGCCCAUGGGCUGGACGAGCGAGAACGUCAGCCGCGACUUCAACAUCACGAGGGAGGAGAUGGACAAGUACGCCGCCGAGAGCUUCCAGCGUGCCGAGCGCGCGCAAAAGGCCGGCCUGUUCGACGACGAGAUUGUGCCCAUCACGACCAAGAUCCAGGGCCCCGACGGAGAGUGGAAGGAGGUGACCCUGACCAAGGACGAGGGCAUCCGUCCCGGCACGACGGCCGAGGGCCUCGGCAAGGUGCGCGCUGCGUUCCCCCAGUGGGGACCCACGACGACGGGCGGCAACGCCAGCCAAGUCACAGACGGCGCUGCUGCGCUGCUCAUGAUGAAGCGCUCAACGGCCAUCAAGCUCGGACAGCCCAUCCUGGCCAAGUACGUCGGCUCGACGGUGGCCGGCCUGGCGCCGCGCAUCAUGGGCAUCGGCCCCAGCGUCGCCAUCCCCAAGCUGCUGUCUCUUUUGAACGUGUCGCUGGCCGACAUGGACGUGAUCGAGGUCAACGAGGCGUUCGCCUCCAUGGCCGUCUACUGCCGCAACAAGCUGGGUCUGGACUGGGCCAAGAUGAACCCGCGCGGCGGCGCCAUCGCGCUGGGCCACCCGCUGGGCGCUACGGGCGCGCGGCAGAUCGUCACGGGCCUGAGCGAGCUGCGCCGGCAGAAGAAGAAGAUGCUGCUCGUCAGCAUGUGCAUAGGCACGGGCCAGGGCAUGGCGGGCCUGAUUGUCAACGAGAUGUAG
Molecule: messenger RNA, 1248 nt
Organism: Purpureocillium lilacinum
Lineage: Eukaryota; Fungi; Ascomycota; Sordariomycetes; Hypocreales; Ophiocordycipitaceae
Biological process (GO): phenylacetate catabolic process; fatty acid beta-oxidation
Cellular component (GO): peroxisome
Molecular function (GO): acetyl-CoA C-acyltransferase activity
Source: RefSeq, a predicted model, not a curated record